UAUUCUAUUUUUAGGCUGCUUUCAGACAUGUGGAUUAUGACUAUGUUGUUAAUUGUGCAAAAAUUGCCAAAGAAGCCAGUGUUCCUCACAUGACAUAUAUAUCUUCUCAAGGAGCAAAAUCAUCCAGUCUUUUCCUUUAUCUCAAAACUAAAGGCGAGGUAGAGGAUGCCUUGAAAGAAAUGCAUUUUCCAAAAACAAGCAUAUUCAGACCUGGUGUUCUUGAUAGAGGUACCAAAAAAAGAUUUGGAGAGAAGUUGGCUGGUUGGGUGAUGAGCACCAUUUCUGUGGCAAAAGUUGCAAAAGCAAUGUUGGCUGAUGCCGAGAACUAUGUAAGGAGCAGUAAGAAUGAGGGAACUCAACAAGAGACAACUUCAGCUGUCACUUACGGAAAUGCUGAGAUCUUAGCUUUGCUGUCUACAAGUUAAUACUUGACUUUGAACUUAUUCUCGCACUGUUGGGGAUUCAUUCCAUAAAUUGUAUUUAGUUAUGUAACAGCUGUUAUACCGUGGGGGUGGGCAAGGGACCCUGGCAUUGGGUGGGGUUCAAUUUUUGCUGUAUACAUGUAUGUGCCACUGGCCUGGAAAUUCCAAGUUAGUCACUUUCUGUUCAUUCAUCUACCUUACAAGGCCUAAAAUGAAAUGACACAUUUGUCAACCUGAAUGUAGAGCACUUGCAAACAAAAUUUUCACCCCAUAUUGAUUUAUCUUCCAAUUUUCAAAUAGCUACUUGCCAGAUGUUUCUUACCCCCAAAAUCCUGAACAUGGGCCAUCCAAUUCUUACUAGUAACUCGUUUGAAAAUCUAACCCAAUUAUAGCCAAUCCAGUCGAGAAAAUGCAACCCCAUCCAGCUGCACAUCCCUAUUAGCGUAUUACUAGGAAGUACUGUACCCCCUGCUAAGUAGGGACAGUUGUGGAAAUAUUUUCCUUUUGAGCAUUCUAUUUAAUCCUGGUGUAAUUUUGGCUACAAAGGAAGUUUUUUUCUGGUCAGACAAUUUCAUGUUAGAUCAUAAUUAGUUCACUGUUCAUGACCGUCUUAUUGUUCAGGAAUGAAACGGACUCCCACAGUCUGUCAACACUUGGCAUCUUGAGACGUACCAUAAUAUAUAGUUUUAAUUUCCAGGAAAAUAGAUUGUUUGAGCUAAUCAAAAUUUUUCAGAUCAGACUAAACUUUUGGUGGUCAAAAUGCUAAUUAAAUUAUUAUUGCAGAGCUCUCAAGUCUAAGGCAUUGAGCAUGAGACUCAAAUGAAUUCUUUUGUAUGCUCUUAUGCUGAAACUGUUAUUUCUCAUGCAAUUAAAGUUCCUUGCUGCUUUAGUCAAGUACCCAGUACAUAAUUAACUAUCUUUUUGGAUAUACUUGUAAUUUACCCUCUUUUUACUUUGUACUCGCUUCAAACACUUUCCAACAGUAGCAAUUCUUGUGCAGAGCCAGUGUUUCUCCAGUCAGUGGGAUUAAUGACUGUUGCACAUGCUCUCAUGGAUGGGAUAGUCUGUUUUUCAGUGUUGUAACAUGUUAAUUUGAGUUCUGGAUAAGUCAGAAUGUUAAGAAAGAGUUGAUAUUGGUCCAAGAAAAAUCUGGGACCGAAAGAGCUACUAUGCAUCACAUUUCUGCUCAGAAUGAAGGAAAACACGUCUUAGCUACUUCCAUUUCAUGUCAGGUUGACCAUAAUUAGUAUAUACAAUGUACACUAGUUUUACAUCUACUGUUCUGAUGUCUAGGCAUGAAAUGGACUCUUUAUAUUCUCAAUGCUUGACCUCAUAAGACAUACCAUAAGAUACGUAUAUAUAUAUUUUUAAUUUCCUACAAAAUUGAAUGUUUCAGAUUGCUUGAGGUAAAUCUGUCAGGCCAAACUAAAAUUUCACUGGUCAAUGCUAAUUAUAUUAUUAUCAUCUGAUGACUGGCUUCUAUUUACAGGCUUGGGAAUUAUAUUGUUGAAAAUAUAAGGUACAUAAUGAGAUUCACUGUGCAUAACACAUUAUAUUCUAGCAAAAAUGAAAACAAUGUGAAGUGGUUAGUU
This is a messenger RNA of Orbicella faveolata, 2014 nucleotides long. Its product is annotated as protein HTATIP2-like. Gene Ontology annotation, cellular component: cytoplasm. The record is from RefSeq and is a predicted model, not a curated record. Gene Ontology annotation, biological process: import into nucleus. NCBI's taxonomy places the organism in Eukaryota, Metazoa, Cnidaria, Anthozoa, Scleractinia, Merulinidae.